Branchiostoma floridae (Florida lancelet) is the source of this 3003-nucleotide messenger RNA. RefSeq names its product N-acetylated-alpha-linked acidic dipeptidase 2-like. Gene Ontology annotation, molecular function: carboxypeptidase activity. The transcript has 18 exons. The record is from RefSeq and is a predicted model, not a curated record. Lineage: Eukaryota; Metazoa; Chordata; Leptocardii; Amphioxiformes; Branchiostomatidae. Bases 33 to 2267 code for a protein of 744 amino acids.
GAAGUUUUACGGCCAGACUACAGUAACAAAAUAUGGAGAAUAUGUCCAGGAAUCGCGUGAUUUUCAUCUCGGUAGUGGUCGGGGUGCUGGGGAUUGUCGUGGGCGUGCUGAUCGGGUACUUCUCCCGAGGAUCGGCCACCGGGGAGUUCGCCGACUUCCUCUCGGAGGGGGACGCGUGGGUCGCCGAGGCGCUGAGGGACGAGAUCAGCGCUAAAAACAUCGAGGAAAACUUACGGUACUUGACGUCAAAACCACAUCUCGCGGGAACGCCCGAGGGCAAGGCCUACGCUGAUUGGGUGGUGCAGAAAUGGCGGGAACAGGGCUUGGACGACGCUUACGUCACCGAUUACAACAUCCUACUGUCCUACCCGGACAGGGACAGCCCCAGCUACAUAGCACUGCUAGAUGAAAACGACAGGGAGCGGUUCCGGACGGCCGUGUUUGAGGAGGCUGUUGACGCGGAGACGGAGCAGUGGCUGUCGUCCAUCGUGCAGCCCUUCAACGCCUACUCCGCACCCGGCACUGUGCAGGGAGAUGUGGUGUACGUGAACUACGCACGCGUGGAGGACUACGAGCGCCUGCGGGACCAGCUGGGCAUUGACGUCACGGGGAAGGUCGUCAUCGCGCGCUACGGGAAGAUAUUCCGGGGAGAAAAGGCGAAAUACUCGCAGGAGUUCGGUGCUGCCGGCCUGAUCCUGUACACGGACCCGGAGGACACGGUCGGGAGCGGCGGGGAGGCGGACAUGUACCCGCGCGGCUGGUACCUGCCGGGGUCAGGUGUGCAGAGGGGAAACAUCCUCAACAGCGCAGGCGCGGGCGAGCCGCUAACACCGGGGUACCCUGCUAAAGACUACAUGUUCCGGAUUGAGCAGAACGAGACAGACGCGCUGGCGAGGAUACCCGUACAUCCCAUCGGCUACAGCGACGCCUGGCACAUCCUCAAUGCGAUCGGAGGCCCGGCCGCACCGGCAGAGUGGGCGGGAGGACUUAACAUCACCUACCGCCUGGGACCAGGCUUCGACUCGGCAAGCUGGGCUCGGUCCAUAAAGAUGAACAUCAGCGUGCGGAACGAGCGGAGAGACAUCUUCAACACAGUCGGGGUCAUCAGGGGGAGAGUCGAGCCAGACCGUUACGUGAUCAUGGGAAACCACCGGGACUCCUGGACUCUGGGCUCGGUGGACCCGACGAGUGGCACCGCCGUCAUGGUGGAGGUGACCCGGGCCUUCAUGGAGAUGGUCAAACGAGGCUGGAGACCGCGGAGAUCGCUGAUGUUCUGCAGUUGGGACGCAGAGGAGUAUGGGCUACAUGGAUCCAUGGAGCACGUAGAGGAGUUCCACAGAAACCUGGCGUCGAGGGCGGUUGUCUACAUCAACAUCGACACAGCAGUCAUGGCGACCUACACGUUGCGACCCAAAGUAUCCCCGUCGGCCCGACAGGAAUUUAGGGAAGCCACCAAACGGCUGCCAUGGCCGGAAACCGUCCCAGAAGGCACCACGAUGUACGACGUUUGGCGCAAGCGCAGUCCCAAUGACCCGGACGACCCGGAUACACAACCAAGAAUCGAUCUCCUGGGCUCAGGAAGCGACUUUGCCGGCUUCGUGCAUCGGGUUGGGGUGUCCUGCAUUGACCUCGGCUACACCUUUGACACUGCUCUCGGCGUGUCGAGCUACCCCCUGUACCACACCGGGUACGAGACCUUUCAUCUCCAAGCCGACAUCAUCGACCCUGGGUUUAAGUUCAACCGCGGGAUCGCCCAGCUGGCGGCUGACCUGAUCAGGGGCUUCGCUGACCCCGUCAUUCUGCCCUUUGACCUGAUGGAAUAUGCUAAUUACCUGGGGGUCAUGCGCUCUGACCUGCAGGCGGAGUACGGAACUGAUCUGACCAAUCAUGGCAUUUCCUCAGACUCUCUGGACUCGGCCAUCCGAAACUUCACAGACGCCGCCCAAGCCUUCCACAGCCGGCUGCAGGGCAUCGACAAGAACAAUCCGUUCGAAGUGCGCAUGUUCAACGAUCAGCUGAUGCAGUUGGAGCGCGCCUUCAUCGACCCGCUAGGCCUGCCGGGAAGACCCUUCUACAGACACACCUUGAUGGCGCCCAGUAAACACAACAAGUACGUGUCGGACCCCUUCCCCGGUUUGACAGACACCAUCUUCGAUGCCGAGCGGUCGGCAGACCCGGCACCCGCCUGGAGGGAGGUGGCCAAGCAAAUGUCAAUCAUCGCCUUCAACAUCCAGUCAGCGGCCAGCACCCUGAUGAUGCCAGCCUAACUGUCAUAUGCGAGGCUAGGUCCAAUCGUAGGAAAACACUAUUCAUAGCACCCAAAUGACGCUGGUGUCGCAGCAAGCAAAUUGAUGUAGUAUGUGUACCUUCACAUGGUAUAGUUUUAGCUUCCCUCACAGACUUCAAACGCGGCUGGUUUUUAUUUUAUGGCCUUGGUUCGCGAUGUUUCACGUUGGCAAAGUUUUUCUGAUGCCGCGAAAGGCAGUUUGCCGUGGAAGGGAGGUUGCCUACUCUCCAAGCAGAGUUUUCUGUACAAGAUACAAUACAAAAUAGAAAGCCCAAUAAAAACGACUAAAACGUUUUAAAAAAACAGCCGGAGCCUAACCUCUGCCUGGAAAGUAGAGUUUGCCUAAAAAGUUUGUUUGCCGCGAAAGGGACCCCCCCCCCCCCAUGAAAUAAAAGCCAGCUCGCUCGAAGUCAGCGAGUAGUAACGGCAUGAAUUUUAGUUGCAGACGUUGAAAUGGGGCAACUCAAGGAGUAGCAAAUGGAUUUUCAUAGUUUUCACCUGCCAAUAAUUUAGAUGAAGACCAACAUUAUUAUAUGUAAGUUAUGCAAACUAAUAUAAUUUGCAUGAUCAAUGAAUGAGGAAGAUGCAUACAGUAUAUCAUUUGAUAGGGAUUGACAGGAAUUUCAUACUCAUCACAAAGGAAACUCGGUUCGAGAGGAACAUUUGUUGUUGAUAUUUGCAACAUGUGCAAUUUGAAGAAAGAAAAUAAAGUGACA